AUGUUCACCCCAACUGUUGCCAACUCGACCUCCUACUUCUAUGCGCUAGGCAAUACACCAGCUAUCAACCUAGCCAAAAACCUGCCUAAUGGAGUUGAUGUCAGCCUUCUACUACUUGGUUGUGGAGAUGUGAGGAACAUCAUUUACACAGCCUACAAUGAGAUUGGACUGCCUGGUCGCAAUCUGGAUAUCACAGUCAAUGACAUCGAUGAAGCUAUCUUAGCACGCAACAUUUUUCUCUUCUCUCUACUCAUCGAUAACAACAAUGUGUCCGGAAAUAGCCCCUGGAACUUGUACUACAACCUUCAUAUUGACAGCUCAGACCUACACAUCUUAUCAUCUCAAGUCAAGAAGCUGCUUAAAGCAUCAGAGUCUCUAAAGUCGUGGAAAGCAAGCUCAUACGGUAAGGUCCUGCCCUUCUGCGAUCAAGCUACGCUCGACGACGUUCGUGCCGUCUGGAUCAGCUAUGAGAAUGCCGCUGCGUCCGACAACGUCAUCGCCAACUCCGAAGCCCUGACUGCCAAUCUCAAACACUCCAUUGAGAUGAAGAGAAUUGCCUUCGGCAACGCUGUAGCUUUCACCGGUUUGCGAUCAGCUGCUCCUGCUGCACUACAAAACGCACAGGAAGUCACCGAAGCUUCUCAGCAGUUCUGGGAGUCCGCCGACGCUACACCCAACGGUGCCGUCAGCAACCCAAACCCCCUCUUCUAUGCCUCACUGUCGAAACACCAUCUCUUGCACUACGGAACUGACCCCAUCCUCGGCUUCCAUCUUGCCGCGGCCUUCAUCCCCUUGACCGAUCAGUCUCCUCUGAAGCCUGAUCAACAGGAUGAGAGGACCAGGGUUUUCUCGGCUGCAAAGACACAAUUCCGAGAGUGGGCGGCUGCCUGUGGGACUCUUCUUCGGGGGAAGAAGUUGGUGAUCCGUUCCAUCGCCAGUGAAGCCCUUGCGUUCUGUCACACUUUGCAGCACUUAAUCGUCACCGACGAGAUGUCUGCCGGAUGGUACCGUCGCCAAUUCGAUGCCCGCGUCCUGUCCUUGGACCAAGAUGUGUACGGCGCCAAGUCAACAGCUCCGAUCGCAUUCGAUACCGUCGACACAUCCAACCUCGCAGACCACUUCGGCACAUUGAACAUUAUCAUGUCGGCUCUACCUCUGCUCACACCCCACCCCUGGUCGGCUGUCUUCACCGAAACCCUUCUGAAGAGAGAAAGCACCGCCAAAGAGGCCUUUGAUACCCUCUUGUACGGCCACGGGCCCACGAUAUCACUAUUGGUAGGCGCGAGCGCGGUCGAAUACUGGACCAACUCCACUGCCGUUUCAAGCGUCGAUGAGAUCCUGAUCGGUCUGAGCACCAAGAGCAUCCAGGCGAAGGGCGACGAAGUGGCCCAAGUGCACAGCCGAAUUACAUGGAAACAGAGCAAGCUUUUCUCGGGGGUCAACGCCUCCGGCCCUCUCGCAAUCGAAUCUGAGGCGCUAGCCAGCAUAUUCUUCAACCUCUACCUCAAAGUCUUCGCGCACGAAAACCCCAUGAAGCUGCUGUCCAUCUCGAAGUCAUCCGUCACGCAGCUUAUCCGCAACACGGCCUACUCCCACUUUCACCGGGGCACCCUCGUCUCCCUUCUCCAUUAUCUCAAGCUACGUCUAUCUGUAGACAAUUUUGGAAAGACUUGCGGGGUUUUGCUCCAGAAGGUAUCCGCUGAAAGAAGCCUGAUGUUCACCGGGAAUCUUAGACAAGAUUUGUCUGUGCAGAUGCAUACGCAAGGGGUCGGCUCAGAAGACUGGCUUCGGGCAGAGAUCAAGCCUAACCGUAACCUCGGCGGGUUCGACUCCUGGACAUCAGUCCCAGAGGUCGUGGCCGUGACUCUCGUUGUCCCGCGGGAGAAUAUUGCGCGCGUCUUUGAUGGCUCUGACCAAGCCAAAAUAAGUUCUCCCACCAUCAGAGGAUCGUUGGUCUCUGGUGAAGAUGCCAACCACAAGUGGCACAACUUUUACGACGAGGUACAGCUUGUCUUUGGCACCGUCAAACCCAGCGGUGACCGUGACACCAGCGACUUUUCGGUCACCGUCGAUGCAGACCCGGCAGGUUGGCUUGGGAAGUCUCCGCUCAUCGCAACCUUCUACGUCUCUGCUGCAGCGUUGCAAGUGGAACGCAAAACUUCCUAUGUCCGCCUGGAGGUCCUGAGCUCUGCUCAAAGUAUCGCCGUCUUCAGCAAGACUCUCGGUAGCGAACUAAGAAUCUUCCAGGCCAAGUUGGCCGACGAGGACCGCGUCUUCAUCACCAAGUACAUGCCCGGUCAGAUGAGGUAUCCGGCUGCUUCUGAAGCUGCGGGAUUGGUCGCGGAGGCUGCUUUCGAAAAGAGCAAGGAUACAGAAUCGUCCUUCACCGCGAACGCAUCACAAACACAGGACAGAAUCGAGACUAUAACUGGCCAUCUCGAUAUCCUGUCUGCCAAGGGCAAGAAAUUCCUUACUGACAAGCUACCCAUCACCCUUGAUCAAGUAUCUCCCUUCACCGUCAACGUCGUGUUUGGUGAAAAGGAGCUGAUCUAUCCUCUCACCUUCCCUACUCUGAUCGACGCCAGCAAGGCGAAAACUCGCAUCGCUCGUACAUCCGCCUACGUCGAGGUUAUUGCCCCCUUUGCCGAACCUAGCAGCGAUCCAGAAACAAACACGGUACUCACCGACUUUGUCUACCCAACUCAGCUUGCACGAGGUCUCUCAAACACCCCAGCCGAUCUCAACACCCCGCACCUGAACCUCGACCGCCUCCCCAUUAUCGACGUCGCCAAAAAGGAUGAGCUUCCCUUUCUCAAUACACUGCUCUCCUUCGAGUUCUCGGUCCGUGAAAGGGCACUGCGCGAGCGAAUCAACGCCAGCAGGCUCGACCUCGCCCCCUCGCCCCGCGUCAACUUCAAAGAGUCAAUCUUCACCAUGACUAUGCUCUCCACGGGUCAACAGGGCGGCCAGACUGGCCUCUUCUGCCUCAACCACCCGGACCGCGGCGGCAUUCACAUGCUCUUCUUCGUCUCCGCUCUCCGUCUCGAUGCCGCCUCCGCCUCCGUUGUCCUCGAUGCCGCAGUCCUACCGUUCACCCUCCCCAUCAUCAAGAAAAUAGAGCCCUUCCUUCUGCUUCUGAGAGAGCUCGAGAUGGCCUCUGUCACCGUCAACGAUGAGGAACUCAUCCUCUGGAAGAAGGUCCUCCCCGCCCUGGCUGAGCGUACCCGGACAUGGAAUCACAAGUCGUCGUGCGAGUACCGCAAGGCCGGCGCCACCGUACCCCUAUCACUGGAACCCAGCGAGCCCGUCCUCUGCUCCUGUGGCCGCGGACAGUUCCCGGCGAACUUCAUCGGGCUUCCAGAGUGGGAUACCGCGUCCAAAUACGCAACCCGCAUUGCCAUCAGCCCGACGUUCGCUGUACCAUUUGUGGAGGAGAUUGUGGACACGAAUAAAUACAAGGAUUAUCGCGCCAAUGGUAUGGCGCCACCUAAGGAAAGAUGUACCAAUUGUGGCAAGGAGCCAACAAACGGCGCCGCUUUAAAGAAGUGUAUGCGCUGUUUGAGUGUCAAGUAUUGUAGUGCCGACUGCCAGAAGAAGGAUUGGCGAAAGCAUCGUGGCGAGUGCAAGGAAAGCGAGGCGUAUCAAAAGUAA
Molecule: messenger RNA, 3651 nt
Organism: Colletotrichum acutatum
Lineage: Eukaryota; Fungi; Ascomycota; Sordariomycetes; Glomerellales; Glomerellaceae
Product: MYND finger
Exons: 3
Coding region: 1-3651 (1216 amino acids)
Biological process (GO): regulation of transcription by RNA polymerase II
Cellular component (GO): nucleus
Molecular function (GO): DNA-binding transcription factor activity, RNA polymerase II-specific
Source: RefSeq, a predicted model, not a curated record